Messenger RNA from Brienomyrus brachyistius, 492 nucleotides. RefSeq names its product octapeptide-repeat protein T2-like. The record is from RefSeq and is a predicted model, not a curated record. The transcript has 2 exons. The coding region runs from base 1 to 492 and encodes 163 amino acids. NCBI's taxonomy places the organism in Eukaryota, Metazoa, Chordata, Actinopteri, Osteoglossiformes, Mormyridae.
AUGGGGAAGGAGGCAGAUGGGCAGAAAGGAGAACAGGGAAGGAGGUGCAUGGGCAGAGAGACAGGGAAAGAGGUGUACGAGCGGAGAGACGGGAAAGGAGGCACAAAGGCAGAAAGGAGAACAGGGAAGGAGGUGCAUGGGCAGAGAAACAGGGAGGGAGGUACCCGGGCGGAGAAACAAGAAAAGAGGAGCAUGGGCAAAGAGACGGGGAGGGAGGUGCACGGACAGAAAGACAGGAAGGGAGGUACACGGGUGAAGAGACAGAAGGAGGCGCACGGGCAAAAAGGCGAGCAGGGAAGCACACAGGCGGAGAGGCAGGGAGGGAGGUACAUGGGUGGAAAGAUGGGAAGGGAGGUGCACAGGCAGAGAGGAGAGCAGAGAUACGCAUGGGCAGAGAGGCAGGAACAUGGGUGGAGAGGCGGGGAGGGAGCCUGCGGGCUCCAGAUGUGGGCUGGUAACAGACGCUCUGGACUCUUCUCCUCUGUCACCUAG